AUGUGCAUAGGCUCCCGCAGCCGCGGCUUCGAGCUCUCGAGCUCGAAAGACGGCAUCGGCUUCGCGGGGGUGGGCAAGCACUGCGUGCUGGAGCGCCAGGUCGACAGCAGUGACAAGGUGCUCAUUGUCCUCGAGAUCAGCGAGGUGGAGCAGGAGGAGCGCAGCUCCAGCACCAUCUGCUUGCGCACCCGCCACGACCUGGCGGGCAGCAGCUUCCCGAGCUCCGUGCAGCAGAAGCGCCGCGUGCCCGUGCCCUUCGAGGCUUCGGUGAGGUGCUCGGCUCGACCUUCCACCGCCACGGAUCUGCGCCGCGGCUCUUCGGCGGGCGCGCGGUCGGCUGGAUUGGCCAUCGUUGGAGACACCUCCUGGAGCCGACUGCCGCUGAAGGGCUGA
This is a messenger RNA of Effrenium voratum, 393 nucleotides long. NCBI's taxonomy places the organism in Eukaryota, Dinophyceae, Suessiales, Symbiodiniaceae. The record is from the annotation of a GenBank genome assembly.